AUGAAAUUCCUGUCGAUUAUUACGAUUGCUACCGUUGCACUUUUUGCUCUAUGCUCAGGUGCUCCUCUUGCUGUUCAAAAUUCAGAGCUAGAAGCACGCAUUGAAGCUCUUGAUUUUCUUUAUGACAAUGUAUUGGGACCCUUAUUUAGUGGUUUAGUCUCCAAUACAUUUGGCCAUCUCUCUAACACUCUCAACAAUCUCAUUCAAACCAAUCCAUUAGGUCUUGGUAAACGUGAGGUUCAAGAUGAAAUUCAAGCUCGCAUUGACGCUCUUGAUUUUCUUUAUGACAAUGUAUUGGGACCCUUAUUUAGUGGUUUAGUCUCUAAUACAUUUGGCCAUCUUUCCAACACUCUCAACAAUCUCAUUCAAACCAAUCCAUUAGGUCUUGGUAAACGUGAAGCUCAAGAUGAAAUUCAAGCACGCAUUGAAGCUCUUGAUUUUCUUUAUGACAAUAUAUUGGGACCCUUAUUUAGCGGUUUAGUCUCUAAUACAUUUAGUCAUCUCUCCAACACUCUCAACAACCUCAUUCAAACCAAUCCAUUAGGUCUUGGCAAACGUGAAGUUUAA
Messenger RNA from Rotaria socialis, 567 nucleotides. The record is from the annotation of a GenBank genome assembly. NCBI's taxonomy places the organism in Eukaryota, Metazoa, Rotifera, Eurotatoria, Philodinida, Philodinidae.